UUUGGAACAAAUGAAAACUUUUUUCGUUCAAUGAGAAUGAUACUAGGAUUACUAGGGUUAAUAGAAUAGCUUAUCACGUAAUAGAUAGAUGAUAGUUAAUUGUCCAUUGUACUAAGUUAACAAGCGUGUGUUGGUCAUCAAAGAAAAAUGAUUCCAUGAUCACAUUCUUCGUCGUUCAGAUCGUAGGCACACGUUGCACACACACUUAACAAUGAAAUUUUUAGUAAUAAGUUUUGCCUCCUGCGUCCUAAUAAUAUUGCCCAAUUAUUACCAUGUGACCGAAGGCCAGAGCUUGGCUGUGCCGGAUAAAUUUUUCAAGAAAGUUACAUUUGAGAAGAUAAAUCGCGGUGGAUACAACGUCACUACUUGUUUGCAAGACCUACUCAAUUGCUGGGAAGUCAUAAAACCAGACGUAGUAUGUUUCAAGAGAUGGAGCUACGACACAUAUAAGUUGACCGUUUGCGAGAUGCUCAAGGACACUUGUGACGACUUCAAGGGGUAUAUCGAUGAAAAACUGGGAACACGUCUAACGUUGUUCGAAACGACGUGCGCGUGGAAUGCUGCAUCACAAUUUACCAAGUAAAAAUGUAAAUGACGAAGAAAAUUUAAAUUGUGUUAAUCUGAAAUAUAUCACUUUUAGUAAUAAUUCAUGUACUUAAAUAAAUUGGGAUCAAAUAAAUAGCAGAUCAGUUGUU
This is a messenger RNA of Spodoptera frugiperda (fall armyworm), 695 nucleotides long. RefSeq lists its product as uncharacterized. The transcript has 4 exons. The record is from RefSeq and is a predicted model, not a curated record. Lineage: Eukaryota; Metazoa; Arthropoda; Insecta; Lepidoptera; Noctuidae. Bases 212 to 583 code for a protein of 123 amino acids.